UCUAAGUUUGCUGGUGGGACUUUGGGCUCGGCUUUUAUUUACGGUCUUGAGGGUCAAUAAAGCGUCAAAAUUGCCGAAAAGAAGAUGUAUUUCUCCCCCGGUUUUAUAUUUUGGAGUUCCAAUUCAUGGUGACAAUAAUUAAAGCUAAUAUGAAUCCCCUAAUUUUCGUGUUGCUGGUUUGCAUAGCCGUUUACUUGGGCAUAACAUGGCUGCUUCCACGAAUCAUCGGGUGGUUGCUUAUCAAGAAAUUCAAAAUCAAAGUACGAGUCGGGCGAAUAAGUUUGCCUUUUUCGUUGAAAAACGUGAAUAUCUGCAAAAACGGCUUCUCGGUGCAAAUUGAGGAGAUUUGCGUAAGAAGCAGUUUCUUCAACUCGGAGGUUACGAAGUUGCUUUCGAUCAACGUUCGAGAUGUUCGAAUCAACAAAGACAUCAAUGGCAGACAAAAUGCAAAGGAGGAGGUGCAUGAAUUGGACUCGCAGCUCAAAACCGUCCCGGACUUCCGGUUGACGAAAGUACCACCGAGCAUAGUGACUUUUGCACAGUUUAUGGCUGUAACAAUGAACAACAUCUCAGUUGUCCUAAUGUACAACGACUUCGACCCGGAGUGGUUUCUGCAUGCCACCGCGAAAGAGUUACAUUUGGAUGGAAGUAUUGUCCACAACGCGAAAACGUUACUGGUGAACGCCGCACUAAAUGAAGCUCACGCAAAAAUUUUAAGCCAUUGUCCAACACGGCGGCAAUCAUUGGAAAAUUUGACCAAAGUUCGUCCGUGUUUAGCAGAAUUAAGCUUCGACGUAGCCUUAGAUGCUGUACUGAUCGCUCAAGGUCCCCUGUCUGUCGAGAAACUACAAUUAUCAAUGAGUAACACGAAGGCUACAAUUCACGGUGGACUCUAUGACUUCAUUCGCGAAGCUCGCCCCAACAGCGGAAUAGAAAAGGAACAGAAACAGAUAAUAUUUCCUCGGUCGGAACCAAAGAAGUACAGCAAUGAAUCUUAUGAAAAGAUUGCCCCCAUCAUUCCGAAAAAUUUUACAUUCAUUGUUAAAGCAGCGACGUUUCUAGCGGCGAAAGAAAACACCCAAAACGACUUUAGCGCCAACAUGCAGCUUUUCACUAUUACAGGAAAAUUCAAUUCAAAAGAGCGGAACGAAAAGGCAAACCUUCCAACGCUCUUCACCAAAGUUCAAUUGCAGCACCUGGAUAUCGACACUAAAUUCGAGAAACUUUUAUUCAUUGAGCAGUUCACUAUCGAUUCCAAGUUGGAAAAUGAUGUUCUAAAUUUGUAUUCCAAGCUAAAAACGUUCCAACUUAUCUACAACCAUAGCGAGAUAUAUGGCUGGAUUAAUAACAACUUUUUAUCCCGAAAAAAGUCGAUAUCGCAACCUUUGCUACUUUCUGCUCCAAUUGAGAUAGAUUCUCCAGGCAAGUCUAAAUUAGAGAAGAGCAGCAUAUUCGAAUGGCUCUUGAAACGGAUAGUGGUAAAAGGCUGCGCUGAGUUAUGGAAUGUUUCUACGUUACUUAAGUUGGACGAACAAAACGCAGCAGUCAGUGUCAGUCACACGAAACUCCUUCUAGAGCAAUGUGAUGAAAAGCGUAGUAGUAUCUACAGCAAUAGAUUAGCUAACUUGCUCUUAGAUAACCGCCACUGGAGUACGGAACUAAUGAUAGAAUCGCUUUGGUGGUCUCUGGGCAAUGCCAUCAACGACACCAAUAAUUUAAAGAAAAGUCAUUCGCGUGGUAGUCCUUUCUUCCUAGGUGUCAGCCUCAUAAAAUUGAGUAGCUAUGCAAAUGCCACAAAACUUGAUCUAUCAAUCCAUACACUUCGCACGGAAUACAGCAUUUGCUUAGCCGAAUUCAUAAUCAAAGCAAUGUCUUGCUUGCAGCAAUACGGAUGGGGCAAACUUAGUACUAGUGAUAACGUGCUACCUAAUAUCCCAUCAGAUACUAGUCAAUCUUCCUCAGGACUUUUGAUCAACGCUAAAAUAAAAGAUAUAACUUCCUUUUUCAUCAACCACCACGAAGCAUGCAUACUAGCCAGCCUGUCGGAAAUCAGUCUAACUAGAACUCAACAAAUUUCUGUGUUUAAAUUGGAAGAUUUCCAAACUGCAAUAAUGCGAUCAAUGUCCGCAUCUUCUCUGUGUUUGAAUGAUUUUACCGAUAUUUUCGGUAAUGUUAAAGGCAUACGAAUUGAAUAUCAGAAAUGUUCUACUAUAACUAAUAGCCCACAGCUGUCGAUAUUUAUCCUGGACGACACUGAUGUAAUGUGGAAUUCAAAUCUUCAUAUGCAUAUUGUAACACUUUUAUGGGACGUGAAAGAAUUCCGCUCUAAACUACCCAUUUGGAAACCACGCUCGAAGCCAGUGCAACACGCAGCCUCUGAAAAGUUUACCAUAGAUAUAUCAGCCGAACAUAACACUGUAUUCGAAAUUAAAAUCUCCGAGAGGCACACGAUGCAAUUAUUUUUUGAGAAUAUGUUCAUCAGUCGCAAAGAUCAAUUAUUACUUUCCGUUGAAAAUGUUUAUGUGAAAAUAGACGAUCAACAUAUAUUUUCAUUCAAAGACGUCGAUAUGCGAUCACUAGCUAAACACGAUAUGCUUACGCAAGAGCGUCAAAAUUGUGAAGGGUUCCUGAAACAAACAAAUAAAGUUUGGGUGACUAGGAUUGGUGUGCUAAAGAUUAUAUUUCCUUAUGACCAUGACUUUUCCGAUGCGAUUCAAAAUGAAUUUGUCUCAUUAUUUAAGUGGCUAAAAGCUGUACACAACGUAAAGAAGAAGCCCUUCACAGCUGAUUCACCACUCCCAAGUGAUAUGAUUAUACAGGUAAAGGAGUUCCUCUUUGAAAUGAGUGAUGAUCCAUUCGAAGUUAAACUUCGUGAUAACUACGUACUUCUAGUCGAUGAAUAUCUUGAAAGCUUAAAGCGAAAAAAAUUAUUUGAAAAGAAACUUGCCGAAAAAUGCCUUGAAAGACUGUUGGUUCCAGCGAGUACAAUUGAUAGUCUUUACGCUAAUCUAACUAAAAAGAAUUCAGAAAUUUACAUACAACGCUCAAAAAAGAUCAAUGAAAGUGGACCUACGAGAACUCGGCUUUUCGCAUGGAUUCUGACAGACUUAGAAAUUAUGGCUAUGGCAGAUCCUGCCAUACACGGUACCGAAAAUGUUACCAGAAUUAUGCGAGAAAUAGAUUCUGAAAGUCCUUGGCCUGAGGAAGGCUUGGAGUUUGUAACUUUGUGGUGUAGAUCCGUUAGCGUUAGCUGUUCUGAAUGGAAGCUGCUUCUAAGAGAUUUUCCCCAACCUAUGUUUUAUGUGAAACAAAUGCGUCUUUUUGGCACGCUCUGCGGGGCAGAGCAGGCCGCCCCCAAACGGGCAAAACGUGAUGUCCAAAUCGAAAUUGGAGAUCCUUUUGGCACAGAUGUCAUCCAGCGGGGAAUGACUGCAUUAAAGUUUUACCAUGACUUCGAUUGCGAACUAGAACACUGCAGUUAUGCUUUUGGACCUUGUUGGGAGCCAGUCAUGGCGCAAUGCAAUUUGAGUUUCGAGAAAAUUUCAGCCCCAUCGCGUGAUCCAAGUCCGGUCAUACCUUUCUGGGACAAAAUGCGCCUGCUGUUUCAUGGAAGGUUAACAAUGAUUGUGAAGCAAUUCACGGUACUUCUGCAUGCUUCAUUAGAUCCUUAUAAUACGACGGAGGAAAUGGAGUUAACGUGGAACAAUUGUGGAAUUGUGUGGACCAACGCAAAGAUAAUGUUUAAGGGCGAACUUAACGUUUCAGUUCGCACGGCUUCCAGGUAUGAUGAUUGUCGACUCAUGCAUUUCCCGAAUCUGAAGCUCACAUUCAAAUUAAACUGGAUAUGUCUCGGGAGUCCCAACGAUCAUCACGCUGUGAUACCCUGUGCUCCUGACAAGUUACCUGAAUAUUCUAGCAAUCAAGUGCAUGAUUCUUUCAGAGCUUUCCGGUCACAGAAUUUAAAUAUUUGGGUUUCGUUUGAAACCAAACCAGUAUCAGAUGAGCCUGAGAUAGAUAUUCCAAGUCUUGUCUUAUAUGGGAGCACACUCAGAUGGUUUGAGAGCCUGAAACUUAUUUUAUCGGGUGUAACACGACCAACAAGAAGAGGACCAGUAUUUAAUAAUGUGAGGCCACGUAAAAAACAAUUAAGUCGACAUUAUAAGAAGGCAAAUUUGCAAAUGAGCUUACAUAAAUUUCAAGUACUUCAUUGGAUGUCCCAUGCGCUGCAUCGCGGAUUUCAACUUAAUGGAGGUAGAGUUUCUUUCAGUUCUGAGCACAGUUUAACACUCUACCCAAUUGACGACGGACUGAUACAUCGUCCCCGAGCGGAAUGGUCAACCGUAUAUAUGAACUGUGAAUUAAAUGAUGCAGAGAUAUGGCUUAAAAGUAUAUUAACUGAAAAAAUGGAUGUUAGCUCGGAAAAUAUCGCUGCUACAGGUGACACUUUCAAAAUAGUGCGAUUUUAUUUUCUCAGCGUUGCUAAAGUGUCUUAUGGACGAGAAGCUUUACUACAAACAAGUAACAGUGAAGAACAAAAACCAAAAGCAAUAACACCAACUCACAAAUUGGUGGUGUACGAUCUUAAAGGAGCUUGGACAAAAAACAAUCGGGACGUUGCUUUUGCUCUCUUCGACUCGUUUAUGAAGUCCCAGAAACUGAAAAACAACUUGGCCACGGAGGCACUGAAAGGUUUCCGCAAAGAAGGAAAUUCACUUUUAAAAUCGAGGCGUGUUAACGAGAGCACCACUUCUUUAGCUUCUACAUCAACUGACAUAAUUCCAAGGCCAAACCCAACUACUGGCACUUUGACGAAACCACAACAACCCAGUCAUGCCACAGCCAUGUUACAACAACUCAUUGCCGAAGCAGAGCAUAAGUUUAACGUAUACAGUGAUGACCAAUCCACUCAGCAGAGAGAGCAGCAAUUACAAGGCCUCCAAGCAUGCAAUUCGAACGAUGUCAUUCAUGAAAAUUGGUUCAUUUCGCUUGUUAACUCACAAGUCUUAUUGAAAGGAUGUGAAACCUCUGGUUAUGUGAUCCUUUCCGCAGCGAAAGCAGAAAUACUACAACGUGUCCACAAGCCUGUGUGGCGCGAUAGAAGCUUGGUCUCGAAAACUACAUGGAAAGGUUCUUUGGAAUGCAUGCAAUAUUAUGCUACUGUUAGCGCUGGAGAAAAUGAUUCGUUGUUAGAAAAAGAAAUAAUGUGGUUAACUGUAGAUAAUAUACAGGAAAAAGAUCAGGAUGCAACUGAAAUCAGUGAUCUUCCGGACCUUCCUCAUUUAGUGGGCAGCGGGCAGAGCGUUGGGGGUGUAGUUUCCGAAACUGUUGGAGCUAUGGGAGCUCCUGGAUUGGGCGAAUCGCAGCCUAUUCAACUUCAAAGAAUCGUGUCUCGUUGUAAAUGCGAGUUUUUCUAUGUAAGUUACGGUGAUACAGUCGACCCGAGUACAAUAACAGAGGUGCCACCACCGCCUUCCGAAGAAACCUUGAGUCCCUGGGAGCAGCAAGAUGAUGCGGUUGACGCUUUCACAUUGAUGCAUCACGACCUGGAUGUAUGCACAAAUUCGCUACAGUACGCAAUGAUCUUAGAUAUAGUGAACAAUCUAAUGCUGUACGUUGAACCGCAAAGAAAGCAGGCCUUGGAAAAUCUUACUCGUAUGCGAUUUAAAUUGCAGCUAUAUAGCAGUGAGGACCAGAAACGGCCUAUACAACAUUUGCAAACGCAAAUUAGAAGCUUAAUGUUACGUAUACGCUCUCUUGAGAAAGAUAUACAUCUGAUAGGAAAGGCUCGAUGUGAGGAGGGUGACAAUGAAGAACUACAGUUAGAAUACAAAGCAGUUCAAAGCGAAAUCCAGAAAAGUAAAGACGAGCUCAAUACAAAAAGUGAGGAAUUAGAUAUGAUGCUGCAGUGCUAUAAGGAAACUCAACUGUCAGCUAUGAGCAAGUUAGCUACAGUGCAAACAGAUAAGCCUGCAACAAUCGUACGCACCAACGAAAUUUGUUUCAAACGUGCGAAAUGGCGAUUGAAUGAUGCUGACGGACAAAUUGGCAUUGCAGAUCUGGUUCUAAGUGACUUUUUGUAUACAAAAAAGUCGAAGAGCGAUGACUCGGUAGAACAUUUGUUAGAGUUGGGAAACAUACGCAUGAACAACCUCAUUCCAUUUGAAAAAUACCGGGAAGUUAUUCGGCCUACCGAAAUACAAAAAGAAAUGCCAGUCGAUAAACAUAAACGAGUUCUACGUGUAUUUUGCCGCGAGAAACCGCCCGUCGGAGGCAUUUCGGUCAAAGAACAUUUUGAAAUCAAUGUGGCUCCCAUAACAAUUGCGAUAACUAAGAAAUUCUACAGUACAAUGCUGAAAUUUUGCUUCCCAGACCGCGACACAUCUGAUACCGACGGUGGUGAUGAUAUCGAAGAUAAUACCGGCAGUUCAACAUCUUUGAAAGCUGCAAAAAAAUCUUCAAAGUCAAAGAAAACUUCUAAAGAUUCUGAGUUUUAUGUGAAAAUUCAGGAUGAUGUUGAAAAAAUGAAGGAGCGUGCCGAAAAGAAUAAGUUGUUCAUUUAUAUAAAAAUUCCUGAAGUUCCAGUCCGUGUUAGCUAUAAAGGAAACAAAGAAAAAAAUCUGGAGGAUAUAACUGAUUUUUCAUUAGUUAUCCCCACUUUGGAAUAUCACAACGUAACGUGGACUUGGCUGGAUCUGCUAAUGGCUAUGAAGUCGGACAGUAGAAGAGUUAUACUAUCUCAGGCAAUUAAACAGAAACUUCAGAUACAUCGGAGGCAGCCUUUAGCACUGACAGAAGAAAAACCGAAUCCUCAGGAAGAAGAUAAGGCUAGAAUGCUUUUCGGGAACAGACAUGCGAGCGAAAACCGGAGCCAAAGAAAGGGAGUUUUCAAAUUCACUUCCAAACCAUAAUCCCGCACUAGGUCGAGUUUUAGCAGAAAAACAUAUUUUUUUACAUUACCGAAACAUUAAGUAUUAUAUUUUACGAUGGGCAAUCCACUACAUUUUUUAGGAACGAAGGAGAACGAAACUUCUUAAUAUCUUUUUUUAAGAAAAUAAAUCGACGCAACUCACAUUAACACGAAACGAUUAAGCAGAAAUAUCAGCUGUAAACGUAUUUUGAACGUCUAUCUAACGAUUAAGUAAAUAUCAUCGUUGUUGUUUUCUAUGGGUUGUAAUCCUGUCUGUAUUCCAUUAUUCGAAAUUGCAAGUAUUUCAUUGACGUUAAUUUCGGACUAAAUAAUCAAAAUAUAUUUAUUUGACAUGA
Messenger RNA from Hermetia illucens (black soldier fly), 7263 nucleotides. It is a transcript of the gene hob, whose product is annotated as protein KIAA0100. The transcript has 14 exons. The record is from RefSeq and is a predicted model, not a curated record. Lineage: Eukaryota; Metazoa; Arthropoda; Insecta; Diptera; Stratiomyidae. The coding region runs from base 126 to 6908 and encodes 2260 amino acids.